UUCACUAAUCGAUUGUAGACGAUGUGAAGUAGUGAAGUGGCCGUUGAUCUGAAGUGGGAGGUGACGAUUAUUGGCUGGGAACUGAGUCGCGACACUAAACACUUGGGCAGAUGCAGAUGAGGAAAGUGUGUCGCGAGUGUGCGUGCUUGCGUACGUAGUUGGGUUUACGUUAUCGCGUAUAUAAAAAUGUGGCAAAGUCUAAGGAAAUAGUAUAAAUAAUUUUCGGAAAAGGAAAAAAGAAAAAUAUAAAACUGAAUUACAUUCGUUCGUCUUGGUGAGGCUAUUUUCCAACAAUGGAAGCCGACUAUCAACCAACGCCAAGUCCAGCCAGAGUUUUGACAGCAAUGAACAAUGAAGGUGAAGACCCGUACCCGAGUCUAUCGGAUUAUCAUGAUUAUGAGCCCAACUUGGAAUUUGACGACACCGAACUCCAGGCAACUUCUGACAGCGCUGUCGAACUGCUUGAAGAAAAAUUAGAUUUAAGCGCUAGCUGUGCUGGAACAGGACUGGACUACUUAGAGAGCCCCGUAAGCGAUGGAACAAUAGAAGAAAAUUUUGAAGAGGCUCUGGUGGAUGCUCCAGUUAUUGAAACCGCAGCGGACGAUCUGGCAGCACUUGAAGGUGACCUUGUGGACGAAGAGGAUUACCUUGAUAUAGCAAGACUUGGGAUUGUUGAGGUAGUUGGGGACGACAGUGCAGGGAGAAAAGUGAUUGUUGUUUCUGCCUGUAAGCUGCCGUCAAAUGACGAGGAGACCUUCAAUCAUGCCAAGUUAUUGAGAUAUCUAACACAUACCUUGGACACUUUCGUCGAGCAAGAUUACAGCUUAGUGUACUUUCACCAUGGUCUGACAUCGAAAAACAAACCGCCAUACGCAUGGUUGCGUCAAGCAUAUCGAGCUUUUGAUCGAAAAUAUAAGAAAAAUCUUAAGGCUCUUUAUUUAGUUCACCCAACGAAUUUUAUCAGAUUUGUCUGGCAAAUCUUUAAACCAGUGAUCAGUGCUAAAUUUGGGCGCAAAAUGAUGUACGUUAAUUACCUGGAGGAGCUUGCACAACAUAUCAAUCUUGAUCAACUUUGUAUUCCUCAGCAAGUUUUACAACACGACGAGCAGUUAAUGAUGAAAAAUAAAAAAAAUGUACCUGUAAGUCCACCACCAACAACUGUCGUUACUCCAGUUACGACAACGCAAUUUGGCGCAAGUCUACAAUUUAUUAGAGAAAAUAAUUGCGAUGAAAUGAUACCACCUAUAGUAACACAGUGUAUAGAAUUUUUGGAUACUCCAGAUGCAUUGGAAACUGAAGGCCUGUUCAGAAGAUCAGCAAAUGUAACGGUGAUCAAAGAACUCCAAAACCGUUGUAACCUAGGAUUGCCUGUAGAUUUCCGAGGGGAUCCUCACAUAGCGGCUGUACUUCUAAAAACAUUCCUUCGAGAAUUGGACGAACCACUUAUGACCUACGAACUUUACGAUGAAAUCACACAGUUUCAAAGUUUAUCAAAAGACGAACGACCUCGGAAAGUUAAGAUAUUGAUUCUUGAAAAACUACCUGAAGCUAACUAUCGAGUUUUGAAAUAUAUCGUUCAAUUUUUAUCCAGGGUAAUGGACAGAAGUGAUCUUAACAAGAUGACAUCGAGUAAUCUGGCAGUAGUAUUCGGCCCUAAUUUAGUAAGAGCUCCGUCAUCUCGAGGAAUGUCACUUUCAGCAAUUGGUCCGAUCAAUCAGUUUACCGACUUUUUGUUCAUGUACCAAGAUAAAAUAUUCAUCAUUUAAGACUGGGUUAGAUUACCAAAAGUGUUGAUUCAUUGAAGGCCUAUAAAACGUUAACAAAAUUGGUACUCGUUUCAAAUAACAGACUGAAACACUAAUCAGAUUGUUCAAAUUGGAUUUGUGGAGAAUAUGAAAGUACAUGUGUCAAUUACUU
Diprion similis is the source of this 1917-nucleotide messenger RNA. It is a transcript of the gene RhoGAP68F, whose product is annotated as rho GTPase-activating protein 1. Gene Ontology annotation, molecular function: GTPase activator activity. Bases 294 to 1766 code for a protein of 490 amino acids. Gene Ontology annotation, biological process: small GTPase-mediated signal transduction; negative regulation of endocytic recycling. Gene Ontology annotation, cellular component: cytoplasm. The record is from RefSeq and is a predicted model, not a curated record. The transcript is spliced from 10 exons. NCBI's taxonomy places the organism in Eukaryota, Metazoa, Arthropoda, Insecta, Hymenoptera, Diprionidae.